AUGUACCAGUCUUUUCACAGGACUUCUGGUGCAGAGCUUGAAAAAAAUCUCAAAUAUCAGAAAAAGCUUUUUGAAGUCAGUGUGUCUAAAAGGGUUGCGGCAGAGUCUUCAACUAGUUCCUCAGAUGAUGGAGCAGAGCAGGUUAUGCCACUCAAAAGGUCGAAAAAAUUGGCUGUUACGGCAAGUAAAAGUAAUAUUAAUACAAAAGAUGGCAAGUCGACUAAUAUUAGGAUGAAAAAGAUCCUUAAUGGUUUGGCUGCUGAUGUAUCUUCCACUGAUGAACCUGAAGGAUAUGUUAAGGACCGUAAACUUCGAAUGAUAGCAAGGAGAAUGUUAAAGGUUGCUGAGGAAAACGAAAUUUGCGUUCAAGUCGCAAGCAGUUAUUUACACAGCGUGGUCAGUUUUAAAAAACACAGAAAACAAAGGUCUCUUAACAGUUUUUUGCAUGAUAUGGGUAUGGAUUCAAUGGAAUACAAGUAUGCAUUCUGUUGCAAGUUAGAGUUCGUUGUUGACACUGGUGCGUAUUUCAUUGUGCUUGCUAUGAAGCCCUAUAAACUCUAA
Messenger RNA from Enterobius vermicularis (human pinworm), 561 nucleotides. Lineage: Eukaryota; Metazoa; Nematoda; Chromadorea; Rhabditida; Oxyuridae. The record is from the annotation of a GenBank genome assembly.